This is a messenger RNA of Melozone crissalis (California towhee), 1029 nucleotides long. RefSeq names its product epimerase family protein SDR39U1-like. Lineage: Eukaryota; Metazoa; Chordata; Aves; Passeriformes; Passerellidae. The transcript has 6 exons. The coding region runs from base 6 to 908 and encodes 300 amino acids. The record is from RefSeq and is a predicted model, not a curated record.
GGCGCAUGCGCGGCGCGGCAAUGCGGGUGGUGGUGGGUGGUGGGACGGGCUUCGUGGGCAGAGCCCUGACCCAGCUGCUGCGGAGCCGAGGGCACCAAGUGACCCAUGUGUCACGAAGAGGGGGCACGGAUCGGAUCAGCUGGGAGGAGCUGUCACACUCCGGGCUGCCCCUGUGUGAAGCUGUGGUCAACUUGGCUGGUGAAAAUGUCCUCAACCCUUUCCGCAGGUGGAAUGAUGCCUUCUGCAGGGAGGUUGUCAGCAGCCGGGUGGAGACCACGAAGGCCUUGGCCAAAGCCAUCGGUGCUGCUGAGCAGCCUCCCCGUGCCUGGGUCCUCGUCACUGGCGUAGGUUUUUACCGGCCCAGCCCCACAGCUGAGUACACUGAAGACAGUGCAGGAGGGGAUUUUGACUUCUUCUCACGCCUGGUGAGCUCGUGGGAGGCUGCAGCUCUCAUCCCUGGCAGCCCAACUCGUGGUGUUGUGGUGAGAUCAGGUGUGGUGCUGGGCCGAGAUGGCGGCGCAAUCUCCCAGAUGCUCUUGCCUUUCCGCCUGGGACUCGGAGGCCCCAUGGGCUCUGGACUGCAGCCCUUCCCGUGGAUCCACAUCCAGGACCUGGCUGGGAUCGUGUGUCACGCCCUGGAGACGGAGUCAGUGCGAGGCGUCCUCAACGGCGUUGCCCCGUCCUCGCCUGGCACCUCCAAUGGCACCUUCGCCCAGGAGCUGGCGGCAGCCCUGGGGCGCCCGGCGCUGCUGCCGGUGCCCGCCUGGGCCGUGCGGGCUCUCUUUGGGGCAGAGAGGGCGGCCAUGCUGCUGGAGGGACAGAGGGUGCUGCCCAAACGCACCCUGGAGAGCGGCUACCGCUUCACCUUCCCUGAGCUGCCUGCGGCUCUCAAGGACAUUGUGGCUUGAGGUGUCCCCACCUGGGCUGGGCCCUGUUUGUGUGAGCCCCCCAUCAAAGAGGGGAGCCCUGCCCCCUGGCACUUCCCCAUGCACGUACAGCAGGGGUGAGCAAUCCUGCCCUCCUGUAUCU